Molecule: messenger RNA, 2627 nt
Organism: Cucumis melo (muskmelon)
Lineage: Eukaryota; Viridiplantae; Streptophyta; Magnoliopsida; Cucurbitales; Cucurbitaceae
Exons: 14
Coding region: 768-2141 (457 amino acids)
Biological process (GO): carbohydrate transport
Cellular component (GO): membrane
Molecular function (GO): symporter activity
Source: RefSeq, a predicted model, not a curated record
CGCCGUCCCCUCUUGAAUACUGAAUACAAUCAAACAGAUUAAUCCCAAACUUUUCAGACUCUUUGGAUAUAAAUUACUCACCGCUAAAUCGAGUGGCAAAAUGAAGAUCAUAAUCAUGAACGUCCCACGAUCCACACUCCAAAUUCCAAAUCAAUGCCUUUCGUAAUGAAUCAAUUUAACAUUUGUCCGUUUCCGAUUAACAUCACAUCAUCAGAGCACUUCCACACGUCUCGGCAAUGGCGGCGGCGGCAACAACCUUAAUGACGCUAUGAUCCCUUUCUUUUUUUGUGGUUUUGAUCAACUCUUUCCCAUUGGAUAUUUUAGUAUUUCCAUGGCCACGUUCUCGAUGGAUCAGAAUCAGAGUAUGGCUUAUCGUCAUUCUGUGGCGGUGCACGCAUAACAAUGAAUGUAACAGGACAUAAAAUAGAGAAGGUGAAGAAAGAGAAUCAGACGAGGCGAUGUUUGAUGAAAAAUUCGAGGCUGAUACUUGUUUACACUAGAUAUUCUAUAUCCACUCAUCCAAAUUUUCAAACUGGGCCUUGACGUGGGAUGUAUGUGCUUUUCCUUUGACUAUAAUACACAGAAGGAGGCUUCAGCUAGGAGCUAGGGUUGGCUUUCAAGAGCGUUUAUACCUUGCUUCUUCUGUGUCAUAGGCUGAAGGAAGGGGACAUAUGAAAAAGAAAAGGAAGUAAAAGAGAAGAAUACAUUUUGGGGACGGCUCCUGUGGACUAUACCAGGAAACCAAGUUUGUUAGUGCCAUUAGCACAAUGAGUAAUGAUGAUGAAAGCUCUCUGUCACAUACUCAACCCAUUGGAAGAUGGUCGAUAUUCUGUUUUGGCUUGGGGCAUAUGCUCAAUGACAUUACUGCUGCCUGCUGGUUUACUUAUCUGCUACUUUUCUUGACCGAUAUUGGAUUAUCUCCAGGGAAUGCUGCUACUGUUAUGCUUUCGGGUCAAGUAGCAGAUGGAGUAACGACAAUUUUUGCUGGUGAACUGAUAGACCGGUUUGGACAUCUCAAAAUAUGGCAUGGUGCUGGAUCUGUGUUGGUGGCAGUUUCAUUUUCUUCUGUUUUUGGUGGUUGCCUACCCUGCAUAUUCUAUUCCAGAAGUUCGUCGACAUUGCAAACUGUAGGCUACAGCUUCUUUGCGGCAAUCUUUAAUGUUGGUUGGGCUGCCACUCAGGUUUCACAUAUGUCUAUGGUUAAUUGUAUUACAUUGAACUCAACUAGUAGAGUGGCAUUGGCUAGCUGCCGCAAUGCUUUUAAUAUGGUUGCAAAUCUUAGUCUGUAUGCAGUGGCUUUGUUAGUGUUCAGUAUCACGAAGGCAAAAUCACAUGCAGAUAUUGAAUAUCAGUAUCGAGUGAUAGCAUAUAUUUCAAUUUUCAUUGGGUGCUGCUUUGUGGUCAUAUUUCUAGUGGGGACAAAGGAGCCAAGUUUGAAGGUUGCUGUACAGGGAAAUCGGGGUACAAGGAUCUCAUGGUCAUAUUGGUUCAAGAAAGUCUUAUAUUAUCAAGUUGCUCUUGCUUAUGUACUUACAAGACUGAUAGUCAAUGUUUCGCAGGCAUUUCUGGCAUAUUAUGUUAUUAACGAUUUGCAUAUGGCACAGUCGGCCACAGCUUUGGUUCCUGCAAUAAUCUAUGUCUUCAGCUUCAUCAUAUCUGUGGUUCUCCAGGAGGUUGUUUGGACCGGCCAACGCCUGAAGAUAUAUUAUUCUGCUGGAGGCAUUAUUUGGAUGUUUUGUGGUGCAGCGAUACUCAUUUUACCUUCAAGCUUGAGUGCUUUUAUGUACGUCAUGUCCACGUUUAUUGGCAUAGCAAAUGCUUUAAUGAUGGUGACUGGAGUGAGUAUGCAAAGUGUUCUAGUUGGAACGGAUCUGAAUGGUUGUGCAUUUGUGUGUGGUUCAUUAAGCUUCCUCGACAAAAUCUCAUGUGGGCUUGCGCUAUAUUUUCUGGAGUCAUUUCAGAGUAGCACUGCGUUACAUGUUUCCGAAAACACUCCUCUCAAUGCCACCUAUAUUUCGGUUACAAGAUAUGGUCUAGGACUUGUGCCCGCAGUUUGUGCAUUUCUUGGAGUAGCAGUUACAAUCAGCAUGAACCUUGGUGCCCCUUACGCCAAGUACUUGACAGAAUCUCUACUGGAAUAACGGUAGAAACGUUGGCCCCCAAGCGGAAAAUCUGUAUAUAGACCUAUUCCAAUUCACUAUUGCCGACAUUGAUUUCACAUCCAAAGAAAAACAAAAUAGUAUCUCUGCAAAGGAACUACGUACAUGACAGAAGAUCAAGUUGACAAAACUAAUCGAUGAAAUUCAUCGUCAAAGCGAUUUCUAUACUGAUAUAUAGCACAGGUAUCAAACUAUCAUUUGCUCAAAGAAUUACUCAUCCAGUUAGUUUCAGUUGCUCGCUGAAAAUGGAUGGAUUAUUAUCUGCUCGUCCCCAAGGAAUUCUAAGAUUAGCUUUGAUUCUUGUUACUGACUGCUUGGUUUACUUUUUGCUGCCUCUAGUUGUAGAAUGUUCAUUUCAAGGCAACAAUUUCAUAAACUAUUCUUAAGCCAAUCUCGGUUGGUUUGUAUACUAGAACACCCAUGUGGGAUUUCGAUCUUCUCUAUAUAUUUUUUAAUUUGCUUUGUUCC